This is a messenger RNA of Desarmillaria tabescens, 1403 nucleotides long. RefSeq lists its product as uncharacterized. Lineage: Eukaryota; Fungi; Basidiomycota; Agaricomycetes; Agaricales; Physalacriaceae. The coding region runs from base 157 to 1167 and encodes 336 amino acids. The record is from RefSeq and is a predicted model, not a curated record. The transcript has 2 exons.
UCCGGGCCAGGAGUAGGGCCAAGCUACAUCCCGCCAUGGCAAUCCAAUGUGCGCGUCAAUGGAGUCCAGAACCAGCGGAAGAAGGUCCUGAGAAAGGUGCGUCACCAAACAUUUGGGAGGAAAAGUGUACCUCUAAACUAGCUAGAAUUAUAGGCCAUGGUAUACGACAGCAGCCAUGAAAUGCUAGAUGCCCUUCGCAUUUGCUUCAUGCAGGAGAAGCAAGUCGAUUUCAGUGGAAGCUACAUUGUGGUCAAUGAGCCGCCUAUGCUGGAUAAACACCGGAUUCAACUGGUCUCUCACGAUAUAUGGAGAGCAUCCGGGUAUCGGUUCACAGUCAAGGACCACCCUCGAACGAAGGACGGCCACAAGACUCGCCUAUGGUGUACCCAAGACGAUGCGCGACAGAACCGCAAAGGUCCCCCAGAGAAGGCCCGUACACUCGUGACUGGAGAAGUGGUUGCAAAAACUCGCUAUCCAUGUCAUAGCCGGCUCCUCAUCUCGUCUCGCGAUACCACCCAACCGAAUCACCGCAUGGUCACCGUGCGGAUACACCACUACGCCGCACAUCCACCUUAUCAUGAGGCACCUCCAGGCUUCUUCAUGAACCCAGCUUGGCCGCCGUAUAUGAUGCUUCAGCCUCCUCAGCCUCAAAUACCAUGGAUGAUACCUCAACCACCUCUACCACUUCCGACGUCUUCCCAGCAGCAGCAGGCGGCUCAUGAUCUGGACUACCCCGACUCGGAAGAAGACGAUGAUGAAGAAUCAGACCAAGAAGAUAUCAGUCACGAAACCCCUGCUACUUCCGAGCCUCUCCCUGAUCCUGAUCCUGAUCCUGAUCCCGCAAUGGACCCAGAGCAGUUUCAAAGACAGAUGCGGACACACAUCAAUAACAUCCGCGACUUUUGUGAUGGGUUGGAAUACCAGUUGCAAUUUAAUGACCAUCGGCUGUUACGCGAGUUGGAGAAGGAAGGUGGAUCAUUUCUACGCUUUGUGCAUGAAUGUUUGAGGAGGGAAGGCCGCUUGCAGGAUGACGACGUGGCUCAGCAGAAGGUUGCUACGCCACCGUCUGAGCCCGAGCGGUCGGCAGCGUCAGAGUCGCGAACGCAGGAGACCGAAAUAAACCCGGAACCAGACCAUAAUCUGGAACCUAACGGUGACCUUGAUUAGCGAUACUCUGUCGUGUCCGAAUCUGAAUACAUUCAUAUUCGUUUCCUAUCAUACUGACACCCUGAACCUUCGGCAUACGGUACUUACUAGUUCUGUUCCUUCUCCACCUUACUGGCAACGAACUGGCACCUAGCCACCUCUUUCUCAUCAGCGAGUUCAACGAAACUCCCAUUCGUUGUAGUGUUCUGUUGCAAAACAAUCUGUCUUUCCUCGUCCAAGGAGAAGCGAUCCCAGGA